AUGCAAUUAACAGAAUUAAUUAAUCCAACAAGAUCUUCAUUACCUUCAAUAUCAACAACUUCAAGUUAUCAAAAAGCUACAUUAAAUUUACCAACUUAUACAUCAAUAUAUGCUAAACAAUCAUUACCACAACAAUCACAACAAAUACAGCAGAAACAACAACAACAAUUAAUAAUUGAACCAUUAAAAAAAAUAAGUUUACCACCAAUUAGUGAUAUAUUAGCUCAACAACAAGCUCAGCAACAACAACAACAACAACAACAACAAAAACAAGAAUUACCAUCAGUAAAUCAUUUACAAAAUCAAUCAUCUCCUCAACCUUCAUAUCAACCAAAAUCUUUACCAUCAAUACAACCACAAUCUUCAACUCCUUCAUCUACAACUUCUCAACAAUCUUAUUUUAAUUUUAAUGUACCAGGUAAUAGAUCACCAAAUUCAAAUAAUUAUACAACUACUACAACAACUACAACAAUAACUCCAAAUAUUUCAUCACCAUCUGCUCAGAUACCUUAUUAUACUCAACAACAUUCACCACAAUAUCAUCAACCACCACCACCACCACCUCAAUAUCAAUUACAACAUAAUCAUCAUCAAUAUCAAUCUCAACAACAAUAUUCUCCACAACCACAUUUAUCAUUACAUCAACCACAAAUAAUAAGAUCAAAUUCAUAUCCAAUAGAAAGAUCUCAUUCUCAAAUUUCUUCAUCUUCAUUAAAAGAUAACAACAAGAGAAAAACAAGAAAUAAUUUACCAAAAGAAAUUACUUAUAUAUUAUUAAGAUGGUUAAAUGAUCAUUUAAAUCAUCCUUAUCCAAAUUCUUUUGAAAAAAAUCAAUUAAUGUUAAGUACUGGAUUAAAUCAACAACAAUUAAGUAAUUGGUUUAUAAAUGCAAGAAGAAGAAAAAUUAAAAGUUUAAAAGAACAAAAAAGAAUGAAUUUAAUUUAA
Lodderomyces jiufengensis is the source of this 945-nucleotide messenger RNA. It is a transcript of the gene CUP9, whose product is annotated as transcription factor CUP9. Gene Ontology annotation, biological process: regulation of DNA-templated transcription. Lineage: Eukaryota; Fungi; Ascomycota; Pichiomycetes; Serinales; Debaryomycetaceae. The transcript has a single exon. Gene Ontology annotation, molecular function: DNA binding. The record is from RefSeq and is a predicted model, not a curated record. Bases 1 to 945 code for a protein of 314 amino acids.